AUGAGCGUGGCACUGUGCUCGAUUGCCUCACUUUUCUUUCUGCUGUGCGCUUUCCCGCUUGCCGAUGGAAGGCCGGAGAAAAUCCAGUUGCCCUUUCCCAUCGCCUCGCAGAUGAGCGGGGAGUGGGGCGUGGAGGUGCACUCGCCGUGCGAUCCGUCUGUCGUCACAGGCACCCUCGCCUUGGAGGGCGAAACAAUGACGAUGCACUGGCAGCAUGACGCCUUUUCGGGCCCUCAACUGGAGUCGGCGACAAGUGAAGGGGAGACCGCGCUGCAGGUCGGCGGGUUACAUGCGUUCACCACACGUUCGCGGGGGUUGACGGCGCUGCUGUACACCAUCUGUGGUGAGAGGCAAACAAAUACGCUGCACACCCCGCAUCGGCCUGGGCUUGAGAACAAGAUGGACACGACGGUGCUCACGGAGUACACGGGGGUCCUACUCAAAGAUCCUGCGGAUGCGUUGAGCACAUGUCAAACAGCAGCGCCGAAUGUGUUUAUUCGCCUGCUUGGAAGCGACCUCCGCGGGAAUCUGAAGGGAUCUCUGCAAUUUCUUGAGAUGCAAUUCGACGUGGCGAAUUUGACGGCGCAUUGCGUGGAAACGAGGGAGGCAUCCGGGGGACAACACGGGUCUGCGAAGAAAGACACGAAGGGGAAAAAGGGCAGAAAGCGUCGACUGGGCGGCGCCAAGGUGACACGCGGCGAGCAUGGGACUGUCUUGGACCAAGGUGCAGUGGAGGGAUCCGUCGUCCUCCGGUUUGUGCGUCGAACACCAAAGUCCAAGUAG
Messenger RNA from Trypanosoma conorhini, 783 nucleotides. RefSeq lists its product as uncharacterized. The record is from RefSeq and is a predicted model, not a curated record. Bases 1 to 783 code for a protein of 260 amino acids. The transcript has a single exon. NCBI's taxonomy places the organism in Eukaryota, Euglenozoa, Kinetoplastea, Trypanosomatida, Trypanosomatidae.